Molecule: messenger RNA, 1284 nt
Organism: Musca vetustissima
Lineage: Eukaryota; Metazoa; Arthropoda; Insecta; Diptera; Muscidae
Exons: 2
Coding region: 1-1284 (427 amino acids)
Source: RefSeq, a predicted model, not a curated record
AUGUGUGAAAAUAAUUCUUGGCAGCCACCUGUAUGGUUAAGCAAUGACUACUUGCAGGAAGUCCUCCAAACAUAUCUCAAGGACGAUACGGUACAGAUAACGAACGUCGAUAUCAGACCAGCUACAGGAAAUGGUGAAAAUUAUGCCAGUGUUAUGAGCCGAAUCAAAAUUACAUUUACGAGAAGCACAAACACAGAACCCACCACAUUAUCGUUUAUUUUGAAAUAUUCCUAUGAAAAUGAUCCUGUGAUAUCCAAACUAAUGGCCGGCUAUGAUGUCUAUAAUACGGAAAUGAAAAUGUAUGAACAAAUCUUGCCACAAUUGGCAGAAAUCCUGCAAGAAUCUGGAGAUAUCGAACAAUUAUGUGCUAAGACAUUAAAGGUAGACUAUGAACGUUCCGCCAUUAUUUUUGAGGAUUUAAGUGUGUCCGGAUUUGAAAUGGUUGAUCGUAAGAAGGGUAUGGAUUGGACUCAUGCCCAGUUGGUGAUAAAGAAGUUGGCAAAAUUCCAUGCCGCAGCUGCUGUGUUGAAUGAACGUCAAAAUGGUAUUUUGGAAGCUUUCGAUCAUGGAAUUUUAAAUCGCCACACGAGAGGUUUUGCCUGCAUUUUUGAAUAUAUGAUGGAGGAGGGUGCCCGCUUUGCUAAAGAUUGUCCCGAAUUGGGGCUCUAUUAUCAUGACAAAUUAAUGAAUCUCUCUAGUCAUAUCAUUGAUUAUGGUGUAAGGGCCUAUUCCACACGCCCUCUAAAUUUCUUUACCUUGAGUCAUGGUGAUUUGUGGACCAAUAAUAUUAUGAUGUCAUAUAACAAUAAUGAUGCUGAUGGUGAUUUGGAAAAGAGUAAAACACUUAAGGAUAUCAUGUUUAUUGAUUUCCAAAUGUGUAAUUGGUCAUCACCUACCGUGGAUCUGCAUUAUUAUUUCAAUACAUCACUGCAGGCAGAUAUCCUGUUGGAUGUGACAUCAGAGGAAAAACUUUUACAAUAUUAUCAUUCGAUUUUGUGUGAAAUGUUAAAGAAAUUAAAAUUCAAAGGCCACAUUCCAACACUGCAUGAACUGACAGUGCAAUUUGAGGAAAGUCGAAUAUUAGCUUUAUUAAGUAUAAUGGCAUCCCGCACGAUUAUGAGCACAGAUCAAACUGAGGAUGCUGACAUCCACAGCCUAAUGGACGAUAACGAAAGGGCUUGGAGAUUUCGAAAGGGCUGCUUUCAAAACAAGGAAUUGCAAACUAUUAUUAAGAGUUGGCUACCUCGAUUUGAUCGACUUGGAUUAUUGGACUUACAAAAAUAG